CUUACACGUGUCGGAAUAGGAAAUCUUAAUGGUGCCCUUUUCUACAUAGUCUCUGAGCUGACGUACUCAUCCCUAUUCGGAAUUCUUACAUGCCUACCAGGGGACUACCCUCUCGUUGUACGCGAAUAUCACGAUGGAAUUUACUACGUAUUCAGUUACUACUUGGCCCGAAUAUUUUCCUACAUUCCUCUGUUCAGUCUUGACGGUUUGUUGAUGCUUUAUGUUUGUUAUUGGAUGGUUGGAUUUUCUAGCUCAGUCACACAGGUUAUUUUUGCCACGAUUAUCGCCUUUCUCGUUGAGCAGUCCUCAUCCGCAUUCGGAGUAAUGCUAGCAUGCAUCUCUCCUUCAUAUCCGAUAGCAGUCGCUUUGGCCGGUCCGCUUCUUACCUUAUUGUCACUUACUGGAGGACUUUUUGCAAAUGUUGGUACUCUUCCACCAUAUGUAUCAUGGAUACAGUAUCUUAGUUGGUUCAGAUAUGGAUUUGAAGCUUUAGCUAUCAAUCAAUGGCAGGAAGUAAAUGGUGUGAAUUCCACUGACUGGAACACUCAGCGACGAGACGAGGUGCUGUCGAUGUUCUCAUUCAGAGCUGAUCGUUUUGUGAUCGACUUGUUGCUCAUGGUGGCAUUCAUCCUCGGAUUCUAUGCCAUUGGCUAUUUCGGGCUGUCACUUCGCGUGUUCAAGUCGCGAUAG
Molecule: messenger RNA, 690 nt
Organism: Strongylus vulgaris
Lineage: Eukaryota; Metazoa; Nematoda; Chromadorea; Rhabditida; Strongylidae
Source: the annotation of a GenBank genome assembly